AUGAGUGAAGAAGCAACAAAGAAACGUAAGAUUCGGGGUGGACAUAGAACGUCAACUAAGAGAACAAUAAAUGCUUCAUCAACAAUUCUUGACGAUUUUGAUCCUUCAAAUAAACAACUUACCGAGAAGUUAUUACAACAAAAGAUUACAUUAAAGGAAAAACUAGACAUUCUGCAAAAUUUAGACAAUGAUAUACUAGCUAUUACUGAGGAGAAAGAUAUUGAAAAGGAAAUUGAAGAAAGUGAUCUUUUAAGAGAGAGAAUACAUGCUACAAUUGUCAGAAUUGAUUCUGUAGUGAGCCCUAUGAGCCUACAUCCAUCACCAAGUCCAGAAGGAACUCAAGAAGAAGGGAAUUCUCAUAAUUCUAGUACUAUAG
This is a messenger RNA of Paramuricea clavata, 376 nucleotides long. The record is from the annotation of a GenBank genome assembly. NCBI's taxonomy places the organism in Eukaryota, Metazoa, Cnidaria, Anthozoa, Malacalcyonacea, Plexauridae.